GAAAAAAAAAAAAUCCAGGCAGCGUGACGUCACGUGACGUCACGUUAAGCAACCGGCGCGCGGAAGAAGCGGCGUGUUAUCGUUUCAUUUACCGGGAACAUUUUCUCUUGUGAGUCACUAUGGCUUCAGAUGACAUUGCUCAGCUGGCUGAUGCUCUCUCUAAGACCCAUGUUGGUGAUGGAGAGUUGAGCUACAAAGGCCUUGGACUGAAGCUUGACAAUGCAGAAUCAGCGGAGCAGCUGGCCCGAGACAUCAAGCAGUACCAGGGUUUGAGAGCUCUACGCCUAGAAGGAAACACUCUGGGAGUUGAGGCUGCCCAAGCCAUUGCAAAGGCUCUGGAGAACAAAGACAUGCUUCAGAGAUGCUACUGGAGUGACAUGUUCACUGGAAGACUACGCUCUGAAAUCCCACCAGCCCUGAGGUCCAUGGGGAGUGCAGUGAUGGGUGCAGGGGCCAGGCUGACUGAGCUGGACCUGAGUGAUAAUGCUUUUGGGCCAGAUGGUGUCAAAGGAAUCGAGCAGCUGCUUAAGAGCCCCUCCUGCCACACCUUGAGGGAGCUAAAGCUCAACAAUUGUGGUAUGGGGAUUGGUGGAGGAAAGAUCUUGGCUGAAGCCCUGAUUGAGUGCCACAGACAGUCAUCGUCUCUUGGAGCUCCACUCAGACUGAGAGUGUUUAUAGCAGGGAGGAACCGGCUGGAAAAUGAAGGAGCUAGCGCCUUGGCUAAGGCCUUUCAGCUGCUGGGCAGCCUUGAAGAGAUUCACAUGCCCCAGAAUGGAAUAAACUACUCAGGUGUGAUGGCGUUAGCUUCAGCCAUUCGACAUAACCCAGAGCUUCGAGUCCUCAACCUCAAUGACAACACUUUCACCAAGAAGGGCUCGCUGGCCAUGGCACAGGCUCUGAGGCAUCUCAGGAACAUCCAAGUGAUCAACUUUGGUGACUGUCUUGUCCGUUCUGAGGGAGCUGUUGCCCUCGCUGCAGUCCUGAGAGAAGGACUGCCAAUCCUCAAGGAGCUUAAUCUGUCAUUUGGUGAGAUCACUGAAGCAGCAGCACUAGUGGUGGCUCAGGCUGUUGCAGACAAAGCUGAUAUGGAGAAAUUGGAUCUGAACGGUAACUGUCUUGGAGAGGAGGGCUGUGAGGCUUUGAGAGAGGCUAUGGAGAACAUGAACAAAGGAGACCUGCUCGAGUCACUCAGUGAUGAUGAGGGAGAUGAGGAUGAUGAAGAUGACAGUGGAAACGACGAUGAUGAUGAUGAUGACGAUGAUGAUGAUGUCAGUGAUGACUGCAAUGAAGAGAACGAAGAGGGCAGUGAAAUCACAAAGGAAAAUGGCAUAACAACAAAUGGAAAUAGUCCUGUUUCGCCUAACAGUCCUGCGGAGAUCACGUCGUUCCUCAGCUGCCCCUCUGCAGAACAACUUCUCCAGCUGGGAGAGUUGAGGACAGACCUUCAGCAAGAGGUCGAUGCAUCUGAGCCACAGAAAGCUGCUGAUGUCAUUCUGAAAAUCGGUUCCCUAUACAGUGAAGAUCCUGAGACCAAGACCGCUGUUCUGGAUACUAUUGAUGCAAUGUUGAAGAAGCUCCUCUCUGGCUCCACCCUCCAGUCAUACUGCUUCCUCUCCACGCUGCUGGUCAUGAUGGGACUACUCAAGGGAGAGGGGAAGACAAAAAAGGCUUUGCUGGUCCCAGGUCAGCUGCUAUGUUUGGAACAUGCUGUCCAGCAGGAAUACUUCCCUAAGCACGAUGCCUCACUGCUUCACAUCUUCCUGUCCAGGAACGGUGGGGUUCUCAAGUCAUGUGGCAGCGCCAGAGAGAGGCUGAGCUCUGCUUUGGAGAGGAGGUGCCAGGAUUAACAUUAAGUUAACUGACACAGGGGCACACUCUGCACUCACAUUCAGUUUUUCACCUUUGAAAAACAAGCAGAGA
Molecule: messenger RNA, 1920 nt
Organism: Oreochromis aureus
Lineage: Eukaryota; Metazoa; Chordata; Actinopteri; Cichliformes; Cichlidae
Gene: rangap1b
Product: Ran GTPase activating protein 1b
Exons: 16
Coding region: 120-1847 (575 amino acids)
Biological process (GO): signal transduction; activation of GTPase activity; nucleocytoplasmic transport
Cellular component (GO): nucleus; perinuclear region of cytoplasm; cytosol
Molecular function (GO): small GTPase binding; GTPase activator activity
Source: RefSeq, a predicted model, not a curated record